GUAUGUAAUUAAAGUUACUUUGUUAUUUAUUCAAAUUUAUUUACAAGAUUCCGUGAAAUACACUAAAAAUGUAUUAAAAAAUACCCUUAACAUGUUUUUGGUAUACUUUUUUAGUUGUGUGAUACUUUUAGUUUGUGCGUGUUACCUUUGGAUUCGUAAAAGAUUUCAGUAUUGGUCCGAUAAUGGGAUUCCCUGUCCAAAAAUUACAUUUCCUUUGGGCACUAUUCAAUCAGGAAAACACAGAGUUCACUCAUCACUUAGUACCUUAAAGCAUUAUCAGCAAUUUAAGAAAUUAUCCCCGAUUUGUGGCCAGUUCCUUACAAUUCAACCAGCGAUUCUUGCACUGGACAUUGACCUCAUCAAAAACAUCCUAAUAAAGGAUUUUGAGAAUUUCCAUGACCGUGGUAUAUACUUUAAUGAGUCUUUGGAUCCCUUAUCUGCCCAUUUAUUCAAUUUGGAAGGUAGACGCUGGAAAAAUUUGCGUUCCAAACUGACACCAACUUUUAGCUCGGGCAAAAUGAAAUUUAUGUUUUCUACGAUGGUCGUUGUCGGACUUCAACUUGUAAAAGUUCUAGAAAUGGAAUGCGAAAAAACUCCUGAGCUAGAAAUUAAAGAUCUUGUUUCUCGUUUCACUACGGACAUGAUAGGCACUUGUGCCUUUGGUUUGGAUUGUAAUAGUUUGAAGAAUCCAAACGUGGAAUUCCGGACGAUGGGAAAGAAAGUAUUUGAGCCACCAACCAAUAAUCGAAUAAAAAUGUUCCUUGCUUUAUCAUACGAGAGACUUGCGAAAAUUAUUGGAUACAGAUUAGUAAGAGAGGAAGUUACAAAAUUUUUCAUGGAUGUCGUUACAUCUACUGUUGAUCACAGGCAAAAAAAUAACGUUAAUAGGAAUGACUUCAUGGAUAUACUUCUUCGAUUAAAAAAUCAGAACGAUCAGCCCCUAACAUUGAAUGAACUAGCUGCUCAAGCAUUUGUCUUUUUUGUUGCAGGCUUCGAGACGUCUUCGACAGUUUUGUCAUUUACUUUAUUUGAAUUGGCACAAAAUCAAAAUAUACAAAAGAAGGCUCGUAAUGAUGUAAUUAAUGCAUUGGCUAACCAUAAUGAAGAAAUGACUUAUGAAGCUCUUAAUGACAUGACAUAUUUGGAUUUUUGUAUAGAUGAAUCUCUAAGAAAAUAUCCGCCAUUACCUUUGUUGGUUCGAAAAUGUACAAAAGAUUAUUACAUUGAAUCGAUUAAUUACACAAUGAAAAAAGGAAUGCCUGUAAUGAUACCGAUUUAUGCCAUUCAUCAUGAUCCAGAUUUUUAUGAAAAUCCCGAGUCUUUUAUUCCAGAAAGAUUUGAAACUGGAUCCAAAAACCAACGAGCGUUUAUGCCAUUCGGCGAAGGUCCUAGAUUUUGUAUUGGAAAUAGAUUUGGACUACAACAAACCAAGAUAGGUCUUGCUCUUUUGCUGAAGAAUUUUAAAUUUAGCCUCAGUGAGAAAACAAAAGUGCCAUUGUCUUUUUCAACUAAAAAAAUAAUUUUAUCUGUUGAUGGGAUAUGGUUGUCUUUUGAAAAAAAUUAGCGAAAAAAAAAUUUUCUGAGGAAAACAUAUCUGAAAAAAAGUGUUAAGGAUAUAUCAUAUGCAGCGUAAAUAUUUUUUAUGAAUCAUCAAUAAAAUAAAGAUAAUAUUGUAUGU
Messenger RNA from Culicoides brevitarsis, 1678 nucleotides. RefSeq names its product cytochrome P450 6a9-like. The transcript is spliced from 3 exons. The record is from RefSeq and is a predicted model, not a curated record. Lineage: Eukaryota; Metazoa; Arthropoda; Insecta; Diptera; Ceratopogonidae. The coding region runs from base 92 to 1564 and encodes 490 amino acids. Gene Ontology annotation, molecular function: iron ion binding; oxidoreductase activity, acting on paired donors, with incorporation or reduction of molecular oxygen; monooxygenase activity.